Molecule: messenger RNA, 762 nt
Organism: Scheffersomyces stipitis CBS 6054
Lineage: Eukaryota; Fungi; Ascomycota; Pichiomycetes; Serinales; Debaryomycetaceae
Gene: RHR2
Product: glycerol-1-phosphatase
Exons: 1
Coding region: 1-762 (253 amino acids)
Biological process (GO): response to osmotic stress; glycerol biosynthetic process
Molecular function (GO): sn-glycerol 1-phosphatase activity; beta-phosphoglucomutase activity
Source: RefSeq, a predicted model, not a curated record
AUGACUAUCACUAAGAAGCCAGCUGUUUUCUACGUCAAUGCCGCCUUGUUUGACUGUGACGGUACCUUAGUAAACUCUACUGGAGCCAUCUCCGAAUUCUGGAGAGAUUUCGCAAAGACAAGACCACACGUUAACCCAGAAGAAAUUAUCAAGACUUCCCACGGUGUGCGUACCUUUGACGUCAUCGCCAAAUGGUCACCAGAAGAUGCCGUUGUUGAAACUGUUACUGCCAUGGAAGGUUCGAUUCCAGACUCGUUUGGUCAAUACGCCAAGCCUAUUCCUGGUGCUGUUGAGUUAGUCAAAUCCUUUGACAACUUGUCCAAGACACAGACUGCUGAUAAGAAGCAGAGAUGGGCCAUUGUCACGUCCGGCACUUUACCCUUGGCUACCAAAUGGCUCAAAUUGUUACAAAUCAAGCAGCCAGAUAUUUUCAUCACGGCUGAAAAGUGCUCCAAGGGUAAGCCACACCCUCAAGGUUACCAAAUUGCCAGAGACAGCUUGGGAUACAACCAUUCUGCCAAAAAGGUAGUAGUCUUUGAAGACGCACCUGCUGGAAUUGCUGCUGGAAAGGGAGCUGGAGCCUUUAUAGUCGGUAUCUGUUCCACCUACAAUCCUGAAAAGGUCAGAAGCGCUGGUGCUGACAUCGUGGUUGACGACUUGUCCUCUUUGCACAUUGAAUCCUACAACCCUGAAACUGACGAGUUCAAGGUAUUUGUGAAAGACUACCAUUACGCCAACGACGAAUUUUUUGAGGAUAUCUAA